AUGACGGGCGUGAGCAUGCUGGACCCGAUGGACGAUCUCUUUGGUGAGGCCGCGGACGGUCUAGGUGUGAACGUCGCAAUGCCUGCUCCACCAUUGACCGCACCGCUUCUCUCCUGCAUAAAUGACAUGCAGCGCACAGGAUCGUGCUCGAGACUUGCUUGGUCCAACUCCGGCAAUAUUGCUCAUAUUUCCAAACAUGGUCGGCACGUCGACCUUCACUGUGUCUUGCGCGACCCGAGAUCUGGAGAUUGGAAGCUCAGUCCAGCGUCCAAACAUAUUAUCACUGCACCAGAAGGAGUGAAGUUUGUACAUCUCGCCUUCAACAGAGCCGGGAAUGAGCUGGCAGUCGUUGAUAGCGUCAACGGCCUUCACAUGUAUAGCGCAGGCAGUAUGCUUGGACACAUGCUGCCGGCGCCCACAGAUGCAUCUAUCAACGACCCCUCACGGACUUCUUUAGACGCAGCUGUUGGAGUGUACUGGUUGCCGACGUAUCAGAUCGACUUUAGGGCACCCUUCAUCACUCCAGCCACCAAAGUCGGCGACCACUGGCUCACUAGUAUGCAUAUGUCGAACACAAAUCUACCGAGAGUACACAAUGCGCUCGAGGGCAGAAAUGCUUUGAUGCAUGUUAGCGCGACCAGCAAGCUCACUCUGCUCUUUCAGAACGAACUCGGAGUAUGGCAUGCACUACAUUCGGUGCUAGAGGAGUGGCACACGAGCAAAGACAUCCUGACGCAUGCUGCUAUAGGCAUGGAAGGUGAUCAUUUGAUCUUAGUGACCCACGAUCACGCAAGGCGCUUCCGAGUGUACAAGAUUGUGAUAAAUUGGAACGCCGUGCAGCAGAAUCCCAACGGAGGUGUGGUAACAAUUGCGCCAACAGUAGAUGUCAGUCAUCUUAGCAUGCUUGGACCUGAGCGGCCAGAACUCGCACAACUCACGAGUCUGCACAUCCUAUCAGCAGCAGCACCGCACGCUGAUCCGAGCGCAUCUGCGACAACCACAGUGGCGGCAAUUUAUACGCAUGUUCCGACUGCGAUGGGUGCAGUACAGCAGAAUGACUACUUCAGUAUGCUUGUGCGGUGGGAUAUUGAGACUGUCACACCUACGCUCCAUGGGAGUUUCGCGAAGCUAAAGCAGAACGGACCAACAACGAACACACGACCAGUCACCGUGCUGAGACGACAACCUGAUAUUCUUCUCAGCAAGAUCAUACUGAACCUUCAAACCUUGCAUCACAACACUGCCAUCGCUUUGAUCAGCAGCCUAGGCACGAUCGAUUUAUAUGACCGCGCAACAUGGACGCCCAUCGAACACUUGGGUGAUACGACCACGGCUUCGACUUUACAACAAAGUGGGCUAGGGUUCUCUUCAAGCGAGCACUCGGCGAAUAUUGCCGGCAAUGCAGACUGUUGCAUGCUCGCCUGCACCAGACCUGAUGGAAAAGUAGAAACCAAGAACGUCUCCCUUCGCUUCGGCUGGCAACCGAUAGAAGACGGCAUAACAGACACCAAGGGCAUGGUCGAAACAGCCAUCGUCUGUCUCGCUCGACAAUACACCCAACUAAUCUCCAUGACCGCGAGCACAGACGAAGUCAUGGCGGUGCUACCAAGAGACCUAAGCAAGGACUCGAAAGUACUAUUUGUUCGACAAAUCAUCAAAAUAUUGGUCAGAGUCCUCGACGUCUCGAUGGUAGACCAGCAACGACAGCAACAGGCUGUGCUAAAAGAGGCCAUGCAUCUCCGUGCUCUAAGCGCACAGCUCGUCUUGAACGAGACCAUACCUGAAGUCCAAUCAGGGGCGGAUCACGCCCGACCUCGACGAGAAUUCGCGGCCCAAUACGCCUACGUCUACCUCCACAUGCGCCAAAACGCCCUGACACUCAUGACGACCUUCGCGCCCAAAGAAAAGGAGCUCCUAGCCCGACAACCCGACCUCGUCCCCUCACUCACUGGUCUACUAAAAUGGUACACAAACCUCCUAAUCUACUUCACCGAGACCUUCCGUCAAGUCAACCACCUCGUCACCCAAUCCAACGGCACCAGAACCGCAACCUCCGUCUUCCAAACUCUAAUCCACGACAAGGGGAACCCAAGCCUCAUCCUCUUCCUCUCCAGCUUCCCCCGAGUCCUUCUGAACAUGCAAACCCGUGUGGCGCCAACCUUCGUCAAAUGGGUAACCCUCGCCCACGCCCGAGGAAGACUAAUGGAGCAUAAACUCCAGAUGGAAGAUUUCCUACACCUCGUCGAGACCAUGCCGUUCAAAUACCCUGCUUUUAUCGAACUGAUCGUUGAAGUCGACGGGGCUGUGAGGGCGGCGUAUAUGGAAUCUGGGGCUAGUGCGGAGAGGAGGGUGGAGUGUGAGAUUGAAAUGAUCACUCAGGGAGUUAUUCCGCCUGAAUUGCGACCAGCGGUGGAGCAGAUGGUUCAGAAGAUUUUCCCGAAGUUUUGUCGAGGGGUGGAUAUGGGGCGAGUGUAUUUUUGGGAUACGGAGUGGUUGGGUAUUGAAUAUGCUCUCCCUGAUCAGCGGAAAAGCGGUGGUGGUGGUGAGGGGGGUGGUGAGGGGCUGGGUUUCGAUGCUUUGAGGAAGACGCCCUUGAGGAAAGGGAUGGGGUUGAGACAGUGUCGGAAGUGUGGGAGUAAGAUGGAGGAUUUGGAUGUAGAGGGCAAGGUGUUCUGGCCGGAUUGGUUGCGAAAUUCGCAGCGGCAUUGUUUCUGUCAGGAUUCGUGGUGGGGUGGGCAGUGUUGA
Messenger RNA from Recurvomyces mirabilis, 2745 nucleotides. It is a transcript of the gene sin4, whose product is annotated as Mediator of RNA polymerase II transcription subunit 16. Lineage: Eukaryota; Fungi; Ascomycota; Dothideomycetes; Mycosphaerellales; Teratosphaeriaceae. Gene Ontology annotation, biological process: positive regulation of DNA-templated transcription. The coding region runs from base 1 to 2745 and encodes 914 amino acids. The record is from RefSeq and is a predicted model, not a curated record. The transcript has 3 exons. Gene Ontology annotation, cellular component: mediator complex.